Hyaena hyaena (striped hyena) is the source of this 1101-nucleotide messenger RNA. It is a transcript of the gene SLC51A, whose product is annotated as solute carrier family 51 subunit alpha. The transcript has 9 exons. Gene Ontology annotation, molecular function: transporter activity. The coding region runs from base 1 to 1101 and encodes 366 amino acids. NCBI's taxonomy places the organism in Eukaryota, Metazoa, Chordata, Mammalia, Carnivora, Hyaenidae. Gene Ontology annotation, cellular component: endoplasmic reticulum membrane; plasma membrane. The record is from RefSeq and is a predicted model, not a curated record. Gene Ontology annotation, biological process: bile acid and bile salt transport.
AUGGAGCCAGGCAGGACUCAGAUAAAGCUUGACCCCAGGUACACAGCAGAUCUUCUGGAGGUGCUGAAAAUGAAUUUCAGCAUCCCCUCUGCCUGCUUCUCUGUCGCUCCCACUGCAGCCCAGCUUCUGAGAGCCCUGGGCCCUGCAGAAAUUGCCCUCACAGUCAUUAUGACUUUGCUUGCCCUGGGCUCGGUCACCAUCUUCCUGGAGGACGCUGUCUACCUGUACAAGAACACCCAUUGCCCCAUCAAGAGGAGGACUUUGCUCUGGAGCAGUUCUGCACCCACGGUUGUGUCUGUGUUCUGCUGCUUCGGUCUCUGGAUCCCUCGUUCCCUCAUGCUUGUGGAAAUGGCCAUAACUUCGUUUUACGCAGUAUACUUUUACCUGCUGAUGCAGGUCAUGGUGGAAGGCUUUGGUGGGAAGGAGGCAGUAGUAAGGACACUGAAGGACACUCCAAUGAUGGUCCACACUGGCCCCUGCUGCUGCUGCUGCCCCUGCUGCCCCCCACUCAUGCUCACCAGGAAGAAGCUUCAGCUGCUGAUGCUGGGCCCAUUCCAGUAUGCCUUCCUCAAGAUAACACUGAGCCUGGCAGGCCUGUUUCUCAUCCCUGAUGGCAUCUAUGACCCAGCAGACAUUUCUGAGGAGAGCACAGCUCUGUGGAUCAACACUCUCCUCGGUGUGUCCACCCUGCUGGCUCUCUGGGCCCUGGCCAUCCUUUUCCGUCAAGCCAAGAUGCACCUGGGCGAGCAGAAUAUAGGAAGCAAAUUUGUUCUAUUCCAGGUGCUCCUCAUCCUGACCGCUCUGCAGCCAUCCAUCUUCUCAGUCCUGGCCAAUGGCGGGCAGAUUGCUUGUUCACCACCCUUUUCCUCUAAAGUCAGGUCUCAAGUGAUGAAUUGCCACCUUCUUGUACUGGAGACUUUUGUAAUGACUGUGCUGACACGCAUGUACUACCGAAGGAAAGACAACAAGGUUGGAUAUGAGCCUUUUCCUUCCCCAGACCUGGAUUUGACUUCAAAGUCUGAAGUGGAUGGUUUGGACAUUGAAAGAGACUCUGUACAUAUUAAACAGGCACAAGAUUUCCUCACUGUCCCUCAACCUUGA